Messenger RNA from Pogona vitticeps (central bearded dragon), 1327 nucleotides. The record is from RefSeq and is a predicted model, not a curated record. NCBI's taxonomy places the organism in Eukaryota, Metazoa, Chordata, Lepidosauria, Squamata, Agamidae.
UCCAGAUCGUUGCCUCCACAGCUCAGUGCUGGUCGUAUCAAGUCUCCUAAGUAUCUCCUCAAGGUUGAUACCAUGGAGAUUAUGAGGCAUCCUGAAGAAACAACCAACAUGAAGAGGCAAACGGUGGCUUCCUAUUUUAGGUAUUCUCUGAUGGAUCUGUUAUCCAAAAUGGUGAUUGGGCAGCCUCAUUUUGUUCGCUGCAUUAAGCCCAAUGACGACCGGGAGGCACUUAGAUUUUCUCAGGAAAGAGUUUUAGUGCAGCUACGCUAUACUGGCAUUCUAGAGACCAUCAACAUCCGCCGGCAAGGCUAUUCUCACCGCAUUCUCUUUGAUGAAUUUGUGAGAAGGUAUUAUUACAUUGCUUUCAAGGCGCAUGAAACUCCUCUUCCCAGCCAAGAAAGCUGUGUUGCGAUUCUGCAAAAAGCCAAGUUAGACAAAUGGGCUCUUGGCAAAACAAAGGUGUUCUUGAAGUACUAUCAUGUUGAACAAUUGAAUUUGUUUCUGCGUGAAGUUAUAGGCCGGGUGGUUAUCAUGCAGGCUUAUACCAAAGGAUGGCUUGGGGCUCGGAGGUACAAGAAACUCAAAGAGAAAAGGAUUAUCUGUGCCAUUGCCAUACAGUCAGCCUGGAGAGGAUAUGAUGCACGCAGGAAGUUCAAGGAUAUAAAGAACAGAAGAACUGAUGCUGCUAUUCAUAUUCAAGCAGCUUUCAGAGGAUACCUAGCGCGUAAGAAUUAUGCCAGAAUGAAGAACAGCAUCAGCUACUCAACUGAUACAGAGUCUAUAAGCUUCGCUUCUAGUUGGAGCUGUGAAGAAAAAUGGCAGAAAAGUAGCAGUCCGACUUCUCCUGCAGAGCUGGAUUUUCUUGACAAACAAACAAGCAAGAACUCGGCUGACACGGCAGCUCCCCUGGUUCUUCUGAAGAAUUCAGAGCAAACAAAAGGGUUGCAGUAUCUCAGCCAGUCGGAGGCAAUUGCAAAUCACCCGUCCUCUUGUCCACUGCGAUCACAGGAAAUGCAGGGUUCAGAGAACUGUCUUGAACAGAAGCUGAAAACAACCCGCCGAAGAUGUCAGCAGCCCAAAAUGCUGAAUAGCCCGGAGGACAAUAUGUAUUAUAACCAGUUAAAUGGAACUCUAGAAUACCAAGGGAGCAAGAGGAAGCCAAGAAAACUUGGGCAGAUAAAGCUUCUUGACUGGGAGGACGAGUAUUACAAAUCAUUAUCCGCUGUAGAUUCCAUCACAGAGGAGGACCACACAUUCCAAGUUCUUCCUUCCUCCAAUGGAGUGUCCUUUCGGAGCUGAAUUUUCACUGCUCGGCUCCUUCAGUGCG